Molecule: messenger RNA, 3366 nt
Organism: Trichophyton rubrum CBS 118892
Lineage: Eukaryota; Fungi; Ascomycota; Eurotiomycetes; Onygenales; Arthrodermataceae
Exons: 3
Coding region: 350-3007 (885 amino acids)
Biological process (GO): positive regulation of G2/M transition of mitotic cell cycle; establishment of cell polarity
Cellular component (GO): cell septum; cytoplasm
Source: RefSeq, a predicted model, not a curated record
CUCUCCUCUGCUGCUGGAUACGAACCGCGGCCACGGCCAAACAGCAGACCCUUCCCCCUGUCCCUCACCGUUAACAGCGCUGAUAUAGCAGGCUGUUCGCUCGCCUUCUGGCCUCGACCUCGUUGCCCGUCCUCGGGUCAACUGCUGGGCAGACAGGACAGGCAGACUCUUGCGCCGCUGGCUGCUGCUCCCUUCUGCUGCCCGUUCGCUCGCCCUGCUCUACAUGCUUCGAUGACACUGUACAACAGCAGCUCAGUCCCCCGGCGGAAAAUCCCCCAGUCGGCCUCGCUCGCCCUGUUCCUUUUCUCUGCUGCCGCUGCUGGAUUGCCGUGCUUCUUCCCCCGUUAGCAUGCAGGCCACUACAGACAGUUACCGCCAGCCAGACAACCGAGGCGCUUCGUCCAGGCGACUGGCCCAUCUCUCUAUCAGUGACGACAACCGCCAUGUUACGGAGGCUAUUGGAUACAUGUACAAUGACGCCUACGACGGCAGCUCGGCUGGAAGUGGGAGUGGCAGCAGCCAUGGAAAUGGAAGUGCGAGCCCGAGAGACUCGAAGCGUCUGAGCUAUCUAUCACAGGAGAAAAACCUCUCGACAAACCCCAUAAACCGGACCAUGGCCGCGUCCUCGUCUCCCAGCUCAGCUUCGGCGUCAGGGUCCAGCACGGGUACUACCAAGGAUCGAACUCAUCUGCCCACCCGCACCAGCUCGAUAAACGGCGUUAACGGCCACGGAAGCCCGUCACGUCAUACGCUCUCUCCCAACGACAGUACCGGCCAACUCUCCCCCAGCCGGAACCAUUCUUCUUCUGACGGGCCGGUCUCUUUCCCUCUGACGGAUAUAGACUGCCAGUCUGACCCUGCAACCGUAGCCCAGGAGCUCAGUAACCUCGCCGCUCUUCGCCGGAUGUCUAUGGACGUAGGCUCCCUUGACCCGGAUCUACCUUCAUUUGGCGGGCUCGUGUCUUCAAUAGCCCCUUCUCCCUCUGCAGACGAGGACGACGCAUCCCGUCUCUUCUGGGUACCCGCACAUCUUCACCCGGGCCUCGCUCCCAAGGAGUUCAAGUCUUUUCUAGACAGCAAAGCGGAUCAGAUACAACGGAGGUCUGGAGAACUCUCACCCACCGAGGGAGCAGCGCUGCUGCAACGCCAGGGUUCGGUAAGCAGCUUGUCGCGCAAGAAAUCACUGCUCUCGCGCCAGGUGGACAGCUCCAGCAUUGGAAGGGAGGAUUCCAGAGUGUCGAAAAAGCCAAAUCUAGCAGCCCUGUCCGAAGAACCACGAAACCAGUUUGGGACUUUUGCUGAUGAGGACGUGCCGAUCCUGCCUCCUGCGCCACCGGGCUCUAGUUUGCGCCGUUCCAGGAGAACAACCUAUAGAAAGGGUAGCCUGAAAGCAGGAGAACGGGUACCUCAUUCAAGACGAGCGGCAAGACAGUCUGAUGUAAGCCAGUCGGAGGAUACGACUGAUGAUUCAAGCAUCAAACGAUCGUCUACACCUACCAAGGAGCCUCCCUUACCGGGCCUGACCAGGGUUACUACGGAUCCGGCAGGGUAUGAUAGUAACGCAACCAACUACUCAAGGCCAGCCCGGUCAAAACCAGGAUCACUGUCCUCAGCUUUGCCUCCCUCGGCCACAGAGACGGCCCCUGAGCACAACCACACACCCGCCCGUGCCAGUGCGCCAUCCCGUACGCAGCAAUGGGCAUCACAACCCAGCGAACAGCCUCCUGCUUCACUACAUCAUCACUCGCUCUCACAACCACAAUUGCAAACACAACCCAUCGAACCACCCCGGGCAGACUCCCUACGCUCAACAGGCGGUAAUAACAACAACACAACAACUUCAACCACCACCAUCAACACAAGCAACCAACAAAACCAGCUAUACAUACCGGAGCGGAAUUCAUCGCAUCACCCACCACCCUCACUCCCACCUCAAGCACCACUACCUCCAGAACCUGCAACAGGUCGGACAUCCAAGAGAGCUGGGCUUAUCAUACCAACAAAAGAAGCUCCUCCCAUCAGCGACCCGUUGCCCAAGAUUAUUACCCCAGCAUCCUCCCAUGCUCAGAGUGUUGUCCAAGAACGUCGAAAAUCCGACGAAAAAGAAAAGGAUAAAAAGGGCAAGAGUAAGAAGGAUUCGGAGGUGAAGAAGUCAGGUUGGCAUUGGCGCCGAGGUGCAGCAUCCGAGGAAAAAGAGAGAGAAAAGGAGAAGAAGAAAGAAGAGGAAGCAAAGCGCAAGACGUCGAAGUCAUACGGCAAGACAGAUAAGCCUCACGACAACGCCCGUCUUGACCUCCUUCAAACAUCCAUUGACGGACAAACUCCUACCAAGUUUAAAGAAAGAGAAAGCCUCGUCCUCGACCGCCCUGCCGUUGACGAAGACCUUCGUCCCGCUCGUAAGGAGCAACCGCGCAAAUCCUCAUCUCCUCCUCCCAAAAAGGAAAAGGAGCCGUCUCUAUUCUCAUCUAUCUUCGGUGGCAGCAAGAAAAAAUCCAGCUCUCAUGAUUCCCACUCCCGAAAACAUUCUCGCUCACGCGUUCGUUCACCCUCGCCAGAUAUCAAAUAUUAUAAUCUUAAGGCGGAUGUCGACUACAACUGGACCCGCUUUUCGAUCAUGGAGGAACGUGCCAUAUAUCGCAUGGCCCAUCUCAAAUUGGCCAAUCCUCGGAGAGCCCUAUAUUCACAGGUUCUUCUGAGCAACUUCAUGUACUCAUACCUCGCCAAAGUGCAGCAGAUGCACCCCCAUAUGGCACUACCAACCUCACCCGCAAAACUCAAGGCGAAGAAGAAGGAUACGCAGCAGAGUCAAAAUCAUGGUCAACAAAAGGCGACAGAUGAUCCCUCCCAUUACCAAGAUGGCCAUGACCAAAACUCAUAUGCAGAAAAUGGAGAUUCGCAAAUGUACGAUUAUGACCUUGACGAUGGAUAUGAGCAGUCUCAACAUUCUUCGAGUCAGAAAUGUGAUUACUCAGAUGGACGAGCGGACGACCACGAUGGUAUGUGGUAGUUGGUAACCUGUUAUAUAUACAUAGCUUGGUUACAACUAUUCUUCCGCGUACUUCAUCUCCCUAGACCUUCAAUAUGCCUCUGUCCCUACCUCCUCGUUCCCACCUCUUAUUAUACUUUGUACUCACCCACUCCGGGACCCAGACAUGGGAACCCUUCCAUACACAUUAGAUAUUCCACAUUUUUCCUUCCUUUAUUUUGAUUCUACUGGUGGCAUAGCGGGACCGUCUUUCUUGUUUUUCAUUUGGCCUUUUAUCUGCCCCGUCUCUAUCUCCUCGUUAUUAAACGUAUUAACGCAUGCUGAAUGGUUCUCCCAUGUACACUGCUUUUCUCCUUAACGGAACUGCCCCCUUCCCCCCU